GAAUCAUCUGUUAGCGAAGGAUGAUGACAAAAGCCUGAUGAUUUUGACGUCCUUUUAAACAAUUUUUACGAAGAUAAGGCCCAAAAUGUCUCCUCAGAACCAUGAACAAGUCGUGACACAGGCGGUUAUGAACAGAUAUGUGAAUGUGGAGAAGACUAAACGUGAUGUUUUAACAGCACUCCAACAUUACCGUGGGCUAGGACCAAAGUUAGAUAAAUUUGUUUUUAAUGAUGGCAGCGACCAAGAGUUGUUGAACCUAGAUGGGACGAUUCCUGUCCGAUACAAAGUAUUCCGCAGUGGCACUUCACGCUACUUACUGUGUCUUGAAGGCACGAUACCUGUUACAUAUAAAGGUACCACAUACAACAUCCCAAUAUGCAUCUGGCUCCUGGACAACCAUCCUUUGUCUUCGCCGAUGGUGUAUGUCAAGCCCACUCCCGACAUGCUUAUAAAAGCUUCACGUCAUGUGGAUCAGAAUGGGAAAGUGUAUCUGCCUUACUUACAUGAAUGGAAUCCGAAUUCCUCAGAUUUACCGGGCCUCAUCCAGAUUAUGAUAAUGACCUUCAGUGAGAUGCCACCUGUCUACUCAAAGCCAAAGACUGCUCAGCCGCCUGGUGCAACGCCAUACCCACUACCAUAUCCGACAAACUCUCCUGGUUACAUGCCAAUGCCAGGAGGAGGACCAAAUAUGCCAUACAGCCCAGCUCAAUCUGGUGCCAAUACCGUGUACCCACCCUACCCCACACAACCCGGAGGCUAUCCUCCAUCGAGCACACCAUACCCAGUUUAUCCUCCAGCAAGCACAGCAGGCUACCCACCCUCUCAGCCCCCCACAUCAUAUCCACCACCUUAUUCUGCUGGGGGCAUAACAUACCCUCCUUACCCGUCCACUACAUCCAGCAUCCCUACUGGGCAGGCUACAGAGACUAGUGGGGUGACUGGAACAAGCACAACAGCUAGCACUGGCACAAUCACAGAAGAACACAUACGCGCAUCCCUUAUCUCGGCUGUAAGUGACCGUGUUCGAGCCAAACUUCGAGACAGCUAUGGAGGCUCUCAGGCAGAGGUAUCAGUUUUGCGGCAACAACAGGCAGACCUCAACCAAGGGAAAAUCAAGCUUGAGGGCCUUAUCAGCAAAUUGGAGCAAGAGCAAGUAAGUCAUUCUAUUUUGUUUUUCAAGACACAUUUGUCUUGUAAAAUGAGAUGACUUCUUGAUAGCCAA
Penaeus indicus is the source of this 1222-nucleotide messenger RNA. It is a transcript of the gene TSG101, whose product is annotated as tumor susceptibility gene 101 protein-like. NCBI's taxonomy places the organism in Eukaryota, Metazoa, Arthropoda, Malacostraca, Decapoda, Penaeidae. Gene Ontology annotation, cellular component: ESCRT I complex. Bases 86 to 1207 code for a protein of 373 amino acids. Gene Ontology annotation, biological process: protein modification process; protein transport; endosome to lysosome transport. The transcript is spliced from 8 exons. The record is from RefSeq and is a predicted model, not a curated record. Gene Ontology annotation, molecular function: ubiquitin binding.